CACUUGUUGGCUUCUCACUUGUUGUUCACUUGAAUUAUCUAUGACUUGAAUUGAUAAUGUGUCUUAUAUAAUCUAUGUCUACGGCAACGGUUAAUCUAUUGUAUACGACAACAGUUUGUCUAUGGCAACGAUAAUCUAUGGGUAAUGGUUUUAUUGUCUAUGGGUUUUAUAACCUAUAAAAGCCUAUAACCUCGAAAGUUCCUGUGCUUCAAUCUGCAUCAAUUUCUUUUCUUUUUGCAUGUUUUUUAAAUCAUUAUUAACGAGUGUACAAUAAUUAUACGGUUAUUGUUGUCUGUAACCACUUGUGUUAAGUAAAACGAGUUAUUUGUGUGUUUCAUCAUCUAAAAUUAUGGCUGAUGUAAUAUCGAAUUCAGUAAAUGAGAAUGUUGAAGGUUCGGCUCCAAAAACCGCUAAACAGUUAGAAAAGGAGGCCAAAAAACAAGCAAAGUUAGCAAAAUUGCAACAAAAAUUAGAAAAACAGACCUCUUCUCAACCAAAAAAGGAUUCUAGUGAGAAGAAAGAAAAAAAAAAGGAGAUUAAAGAGUCUGCUGAAUAUACUAUAGCAACUCCUGCUGGACAGAAAAAGGAUGUCAGUAUCUCUUUACCUGAUUCUUACAGUCCUAAAUAUGUGGAAGCAGCUUGGUACAGCUGGUGGGAAAAGCAGGGUUUUUUUAAACCAGAAUAUGGACGAAAGUCUGUAUUGGAGAACAACCCAAAAGGAAAGUUUGUAAUUAUUAUUCCUCCUCCAAACGUAACAGGGUCUCUCCAUUUGGGUCAUGCAUUAACAAAUUCAAUUCAAGAUGCCUUAGUAAGAUGGAAUAGAAUGAGAGGAAAAACGACACUUUGGAAUCCUGGUUGUGAUCAUGCAGGCAUUGCUACUCAAGUAGUUGUAGAAAAAAAAAUAUGGAGAGAGGAGAAGAAGACAAGACAUGAUAUUGGCCGAGAGGCAUUUAUUAAACGAGUGUGGGAUUGGAAGAAUGAGAAAGGAGACCGUAUCUAUUUGCAAUUACGUAAGAUGGGUUCCUCUUUAGAUUGGGACCGCGCUGCUUUCACCAUGGAGCCAAAGCUUUGCCGGGCCGUUACUGAAGCCUUUGUUCGUCUCCAUGACGAAGGAGUUAUUUACAGAUCGAAUAGAUUAGUGAAUUGGUCUUGUACAUUGAAAUCAGCUAUUUCAGAUAUAGAGGUAGAUAAGAUCGAAUUGCCUGGCCGUACUUUCCUUUCCAUUCCUGGCUACUCCGAAAAGGUAGAAUUUGGUGUUUUGGUAUCUUUUGCUUAUAUAGUUGAAGGUUCAGAUGAGAGACUGGUGGUGGCAACAACGCGCAUUGAAACGAUGCUCGGAGAUACUGCGGUGGCGGUGCACCCUGAAGAUGACCGAUAUAAACAUCUACAUGGUAAAUAUGUUAUACAUCCCUUUUGUGAUCGAAGAAUUCCUAUAGUCGCCGACGACUUCGUCGAUAAAGAGUUCGGUACAGGGGCCGUGAAAAUAACACCAGCCCAUGACCCCAACGAUUACGAAGUUGGACUGAGGCAUAAGCUUCCAUUUGUUACUAUCUUCGACGACGAUGGUAAUAUCAUUGGUGAUUAUGGAAAAUUUACGGGAAUGAAACGUUUUCAAGCCCGUAAAGAAAUCCUCAAUAGUUUAAAGGAAAAAGGACUUUAUGUCGAAACAAAAAAUAACCCGAUGGUGGUACCGGUAUGUAGUAGAAGCAAGGAUAUAGUAGAGCCUCUUCUGAAGCCCCAGUGGUAUGUUAAAUGCUCAGAAAUGGCUGCAUUAGCUGUCGAAGCAGUGCGUUCAGGGCAACUUAAAAUUAUACCCGAGUUCCACAUCAAAACUUGGUACCACUGGAUGGAGGGUAUUAGGGAUUGGUGCAUUUCAAGGCAGCUUUGGUGGGGUCAUCGUAUUCCGGCUUAUUUCGUGUCAUUCUCAAAGAAUUCCAAAAUUCCUGCUGGCAAGGAAUCAGACGAUACUUACUGGGUAUCAGGACGCGAUGAAGCAGAGGCUUUGGAGAAAGCUUCUAAAAAGUUUAAUGUGUCAAAAGAACAAUUGAUUUUACGAAGGGAUGAAGAUGUGUUGGAUACAUGGUUUUCCUCGGGUCUGUUUCCAUUUUCCAUCUUCGGCUGGCCAGAUGAAACAGACGAUUUGAAGGCAUUCUUUCCAGGGACUUUACUUGAAACUGGUCACGACAUUUUAUUCUUCUGGGUCGCCAGGAUGGUCUUUUUUGGGCAGAAAUUGUUGGGAAAGUUGCCAUUCAAGCAAGUUUACUUGCACCCAAUCGUCAGAGACGCUCAUGGUCGUAAAAUGAGCAAGUCUCUUGGUAACGUUAUCGAUCCUAUGGAUGUAAUUAAGGGGGUGUCGCUCGAAGAACUCCACCAACAGUUAUUGGAUGGGAAUCUAGAUACUAAGGAAAUUGAGAAAGCUAAGGCUGGACAGAAACAGGACUAUCCCGAAGGAAUACCGGAAUGUGGAACUGAUGCUUUGAGAUUCGCUCUUUGUGCCAUGUGUCAAGGACGCGACAUUAACCUAGAUAUACUUAGGGUGCAGGGCUACAGAUUUUUCUGUAACAAAAUUUGGAAUGCUACGAAGUUCGCACUGACGUACAUAGGAACCGAUUUCGAGUUGACACUAAAAGGAAGUCAGCUUACAGGCAAGGAGAGUCCUAUGGAUUUAUGGAUGUUAAGUAGACUGGCGUGUGCUGUAACCAUUGUUAAUUCAGGAUUCGAAGUUUACGAUUUUACCCAAAUAACCACAGCAAUUUAUAACGUUUGGCUCUACGAGCUAUGUGACGUUUAUUUAGAAUAUUUAAAACCUGUGUUUACCAGCGAUGAUAAGGAUGCCAUUUUGGCAGCAAAGAUGACAUUAUACAGGGCGUUGGAGAUCAGUUUGAGGCUUCUUUCACCUUUUAUGCCCUUCAUUACCGAAGAGUUGUACCAAAGGUUGCCCAGACCUCGUGCUUUGGCUCAUAGCGUUCCGAGUAUUACAGUAGCUGAAUUUCCGGAACCUGUGCAGUGUCCCUGGCGUGAUGAAAAAGUCGAACAAGAAGUAGAGUUCAUUCAGAAGGUGGCAAAAGCCAUCAGGUCAACCAGGAGUGAUUACAAUUUACCAAACAAAACGAAAACGGAAGUUUUUGUAAAAUGUAGCGACUCUGUUACCGAAGAUAUCAUUUGUAAAUAUAACGACGCUCUGAAGACGCUGUCGUAUUGUUCGCGUGCCGACGUCAAUGUCUCUGCUCCCGAGGGAUGUACCAUUAUAACCGUUUCGGACAAGUGCGAGGUUCAGUUGGUACUCAGAGGGCUCAUCGAUCCGGAAAAAGAAUUAGCGAAGAUGAGAAAGAAGUUAGGCUUCUUAGAAACCACAAAGAUGAAACUGGAGCAAGCAAUGACCAUUCCCGACUAUGAAAAGAAAGUUCCGCAGGAAGUACAGCAGGUCAACAGAGAUAAACUGAGUCAAACUGAUGUCGAAUUAGAGAGAAUUCAUGCAGCUAUCGAAACGUUGAAAAUAAUGGGAUGAUGAUGUAUUUAUGUAGUAGUUAUGACAAUUGCAUUUGAAUAUGUUAAUGAUAAAUGAAAUUAUUUAAACUUUUAAUUUAAAAUUACGCGAAUUUAAAACUAAAGUGUUAUCUGUCUUGAAUAAAAGACCAUUUUAAGAUU
This is a messenger RNA of Agrilus planipennis (emerald ash borer), 3648 nucleotides long. RefSeq names its product valine--tRNA ligase. The record is from RefSeq and is a predicted model, not a curated record. Gene Ontology annotation, molecular function: ATP binding; valine-tRNA ligase activity; aminoacyl-tRNA deacylase activity. Bases 350 to 3508 code for a protein of 1052 amino acids. Gene Ontology annotation, biological process: valyl-tRNA aminoacylation. Gene Ontology annotation, cellular component: cytosol. The transcript has 12 exons. Lineage: Eukaryota; Metazoa; Arthropoda; Insecta; Coleoptera; Buprestidae.